Messenger RNA from Dentiscutata heterogama, 272 nucleotides. NCBI's taxonomy places the organism in Eukaryota, Fungi, Glomeromycota, Glomeromycetes, Diversisporales, Gigasporaceae. The record is from the annotation of a GenBank genome assembly.
CGAAUGUUAUGAAUUGAUAAAUUAUUGGUGUGAUACACUGAGAUAUGAUGGUAGUAAGAGAGAAAAAGAUAUUUCAAUAAGAAAUGAAUUUAUAGCUGCAAAUAAAAUAAUUUCAAAUCCACCAAGCUCACAAAUACAUCCGGAUGCCAUAUACACCAGUCGACUCCUUAGCCGACAGCUUGACCUGGAAAGCCUUCCAGAACCGAAAAAUUCAACUGAUUUAACUGCAACACCAAGUUCUGAAUUUUUUAUUUCAGAUGAAGAUUCACAUA